Messenger RNA from Gossypium arboreum, 978 nucleotides. Its product is annotated as 60S ribosomal protein L10a-like. The coding region runs from base 156 to 806 and encodes 216 amino acids. Gene Ontology annotation, molecular function: RNA binding; structural constituent of ribosome. Gene Ontology annotation, biological process: translation. The transcript has 5 exons. Lineage: Eukaryota; Viridiplantae; Streptophyta; Magnoliopsida; Malvales; Malvaceae. The record is from RefSeq and is a predicted model, not a curated record. Gene Ontology annotation, cellular component: large ribosomal subunit.
ACUCACUCCCCCUCUGUCUAAACCCUCUUUUACUGAAGCGCCCAUUUCAUUGCAGAUCUAAUUUCAUUUUAUAACUUCUUUAAGUUUUUGAUGACUUUGUAACCUUGUUUCGCAGGUAAAAUUUUAUUGUUUGUGGAAAGAACAAAGAUUCGAAGAUGAGUAAGCUUCAGAGUGAUGCGCUUAGAGAAGCUAUUUCAACCAUUGUAGCUCAGUCAAAGGAGAAACAGCGCAAAUUUACUGAGACCAUUGAACUCCAGAUUGGUCUGAAAAACUAUGAUCCUCAAAAAGACAAGCGAUUCAGUGGAUCUGUGAAGCUGCCUCAUAUUCCUCGCCCCAAGAUGAAGAUUUGCAUGCUUGGAGAUGCUCAACACGUUGAAGAGGCAGAGAAGAUAGGUUUGGAUUAUAUGGACGUGGAAGCAUUGAAGAAACUGAACAAGAAUAAGAAGUUGGUGAAGAAGCUUGCGAAGAAGUAUCAUGCCUUUUUGGCUUCUGAAUCUGUCAUCAAGCAAAUCCCACGUCUUCUGGGUCCUGGUCUCAACAAAGCAGGUAAAUUCCCAACCCUUGUCACUCACCAGGAUUCACUAGAGUCGAAGGUGAAUGAGACAAAGGCAAUGGUUAAGUUCCAGCUGAAGAAGGUUUUAUGCAUGGGAGUUGCUGUUGGGAAUGUUGCAAUGGAGGAGAAGCAGAUCUUCCAAAAUGUGCAAAUGAGCGUCAAUUUCCUUGUUUCCUUGUUGAAGAAAAAUUGGCAAAAUGUGAGGUGCCUCUACUUGAAGAGCACCAUGGGUCUUUCAAACAGGAUCUUUUGAGUUCAUAUUUUUACCUUCUGUUAUGUACGGACUGAAAGUAGUAGUGGGGAUUUAAUACUAAAAUCAGUUUUUUUCUUCUCUUUUACUUAGAAUGUUUAAGUUUAUGUUAUGUUCUGUUGUUCCCUAGAAAUGUUAUGAAUACGAGACAUUGGAAUAUUGAUUUGCUUAUCAA